CCAAAAGAAAUCCAGAGAAUCCAAACAACGUGUUGUAUGAGCGGCACGUGUGACUUGACUUCUUGAUGAAUUUUUAAUAUUUGGACUGGUUUACUGUCAUUGAACACGAACCAAAAUGGGGCGGAAAGCUAAGUUUGCUGAGGAGGUCGUUCAGAAAAAAGGGCCAGGACGUAAAUCUAGAAAGCAAAAAGAUCCUGAAAUUCCAAAAGUUGAAGGCAACGGGGUUACUAAGAGACUUAGUAGCAAUCAAAAGAAACGUAUGAAAAAGAGAGCAAUGAAAGUUCAGGAAGUUGUUGACAAAAAGAACGCUCAGGCUGAAAAACGGAAACUUCUUAAUCUCAAAAUUAAGGAACAACAAGCAUCCAAAAAGAUGGAGCCGAAAGACGGUGCACUGAAAGUUCUGAAAGCACCACCUAGCAAAGCACCUAAACCACUGCAGGCCAGCAAUGGCAAAGUGAAGAAACCCGUUCAGUAUCAUUCAUCGUCAGAGGAUGAAAGUGACGAGGAGACAGCUGAAAGUGACCAAGAUAGUUCAGAAGAAGAAAAUUCCAAAGGUUUCACAGAUGAUAACAGCUCUUGGCUGAAGCCGGUCUCCAAGAAGCUCCCAGCUAAAAUACUUUCAUCUAAAGAUGAGAGUGAUGAGGAGGAAGAAGAGGAGGAGGAGGAUGAUGACGAUGAUGAUGAUGAUGAUGAUGGGAGCGAUGAGCUGGAAGAAGAGGAGGGGGAUGGUGAAGAAUUAGAAGAAGAAGAGGAGGAGGAGGACGAUGAUGAUGAUAUGGGUGAGGAGGAGGAAAGUGAUGGGGGUGAGGAGGAGGAAAGUGAAGAUGAUAGUGAAGGUAAUGAAAAUAGUUCUCCAGUGUUGAAGAAAGGAAAGAAGGAAUCAGUCUCUGUGCAGAGUCUAGACAUGGAUUCUGAUGACUCAGACGAAGACAAUGAUGAUUAUGGGUCAGACUCUGAAGAGGCAGCUGAAAGUAAAGAUGAUGAAAGUGAUGAGGAUAUGCUCCCCAUUGAAAAGAAGGCCAAAAAGCUAAAGAAGAAACAAGAAAAGGAUGAUAAACUUGCAGAAGAGGAAUUGCAGCUUAAUAUUGCCAGCCAAGAUGUCUUUGCUUUUCCCACUGAGGAGGAAAUCAAGAAGCCUAAGGACUUACAAGAUGUGCAACAGCGUAUUAAGGAUGUUAUAACUGUGUUGAAUGAUUACAAACGUUUACACCAAGACGGCAGAUCCCGAUCAGAAUAUACUGAUCUCUUGAGACAAGAUCUGUGUACGUACUACAGUUACAAUGAUUUCCUGAUGGAAAAGCUGAUGCAAGUUUUUCAGCUGUCUGACCUUUUGGAGUUUCUAGAAGCUAGUGAAGUUCAGAGACCUCUCACAAUAAGAGUUAACAGUCUUAAAGCAAGAAGAAAAGAUGUGGCACAAGCUUUAAUCAACAGAGGAGUUAAUCUUGACCCCCUUGGUAAGUGGACAAAAGUUGGACUGGUUGUUUAUUCAUCUCAGGUACCUAUUGGUGCGACUCCUGAGUACUUGGCUGGCCAUUAUAUUAUUCAGGGUGCCUCUAGUAUGCUGCCUGUAAUGGCAUUGGCACCUAAAGAAAAUGAACGAAUACUUGAUAUGGCAUCAGCUCCUGGCGGAAAAGCAUCUCACAUUGCUGCUGCUAUGAAAAACACUGGAGUCUUAUUUGCAAAUGAUGCCAACAAAGAUCGCACCAAAGCUGUUGUUGGAAAUUUCCACCGCCUUGGAGUGGUUAACAGUGUUAUAACCUGCUAUGAUGGUAGAAAGAUUCCCAAUGUUAUUCAAGGAUUUGACCGUGUUCUACUAGAUGCACCAUGCACAGGUACUGGAGUUGUGUCAAAGGACCCCAGUGUGAAAACCAAUAAGGAUGAAACCGACAUCCAGAGAUGUUGCACACUUCAAAGAGAACUAUUACUUGCUGCCAUUGAUUGUUUAAAUGCUCGUUCCUCAUCUGGUGGUUAUUUAGUAUACUCAACCUGUUCUGUUCUUGUUGAAGAAAAUGAAUGGGUCAUUGACUAUGCCUUAAAAAAGAGAGCAGUUCGCCUUGUUCCCACUGGUCUUGACUUUGGAACAGAAGGGUUCACCAAAUUCAGGCACUUAAGGUUCCAUCCAUCGUUAAAUUUGACUCGCCGCUUUUAUCCUCAUACGCACAACAUGGAUGGCUUCUUUGUUGCUAAACUCCAAAAACUUAGUAAUACAAUUCCUAAGACUCUUAGUUCAGAUGGAACUGAAGGGGAGGUUUCUGUAGACAACAGUGAUGAAGAAAAUAAUGACUCUAAAAAGUCAGAAAAAUCUAAGAAGAAAGACAAAAAGAAGAAACCAGCUCAACAAGAGUCGCAAAAUGGCAAAUCACCCAACAGCUCUCCAACUAAAAAUGACAACAAAAAGGUCAAAAAAGAAAAAAAGAAAAAUGGAAAGAAUACCACUAGUUCAACUAUUAUUAAUGAACAAAGUCCAAGUUUAAGCCCUGGCGUAGAUAAACAAAAGCAAGGUGUCAGUGUUACAAAGCAAAAAACUAAAUUAAAAAAUAAGGCUAAAAAAGUUAAAUCCCCAGGUAACAAAAUGUCAAAAAGUCAAAGUCCUGGUGGUAAAAAGAAGAGAAACUCUAAUUCUGUGAGCUCUGAUGUAAGUACAGGAAAAUCUCCCAACAAGAAAUUGAGAAAAUAGGUCAAUUAGAUUGUUCAAUAUGUCUCCAGAUAAGAGCCAAACAAGUGCCUUUGCAAAUCAUUUAAUAAAUUUUGUUGUGUUCUAUUAAACAA
This is a messenger RNA of Frankliniella occidentalis (western flower thrips), 2769 nucleotides long. RefSeq lists its product as uncharacterized. Gene Ontology annotation, biological process: rRNA base methylation; maturation of LSU-rRNA. The record is from RefSeq and is a predicted model, not a curated record. Lineage: Eukaryota; Metazoa; Arthropoda; Insecta; Thysanoptera; Thripidae. Gene Ontology annotation, cellular component: nucleolus. The transcript is spliced from 11 exons. Bases 116 to 2677 code for a protein of 853 amino acids. Gene Ontology annotation, molecular function: rRNA (cytosine-C5-)-methyltransferase activity; RNA binding.